Molecule: messenger RNA, 1830 nt
Organism: Teleopsis dalmanni
Lineage: Eukaryota; Metazoa; Arthropoda; Insecta; Diptera; Diopsidae
Gene: Dolk
Product: dolichol kinase
Exons: 5
Coding region: 275-1774 (499 amino acids)
Biological process (GO): dolichyl monophosphate biosynthetic process
Cellular component (GO): endoplasmic reticulum membrane
Molecular function (GO): dolichol kinase activity
Source: RefSeq, a predicted model, not a curated record
UCGUUAUUCAUGCAUUUAUAUAUUAACCAGUACCGUUAAGAAAUUUUAUAACCAAAAGCAAGUUCAAUAAAGCAACUCCAAGCUGUUAUAUGCUUGCAGAACUCCAGUUGGAUAGCAACAAAAAUCAAAGUUUUAAUGCAACUUUGCGUUUUCCGCUAUUUAUUAUUUUCCUUUUUGUUUGUUCAACUCAAACAAGUUUAGUGUGCAGUUAGCAAAUAGAAGUGACCAUCAAUUGAUUUUGAAAUCCUCGACUUCCAAUAUAAUAUAAAUUGUUAUGGUAAGCAGUUCCGAAAGCAGUUACAGCAGCGAUUCUAUUGAUUCAACUGGUGACGAAGGAUAUCACUCACAUCAACAUAUAAGAGCUGGUAUGAGAGGAAAUAACAAUUCACUGAUCCCCUACAGGUCAAAUGCUUCUCCUGGCUACUGGCUUUGUAUUUUGCUACCGAUGGCUUUUGCCACACGUUAUAUGCGUGCAACAUCAUGCGCUCCGUCACUGACCUACGACAUGCUGUCAAUUGCAGCUGCUGGCAUGGGCAUUGAGUCCAUCUGCUUUUUUAUGUAUAUGUUCUUGAACAUUGGUUUGCUUCCAAAGCUUUUGAUCUCAUUUAUACCAGGCAUACUGACCAGUUGCCUCUACAAAGUCGUUUUAGCGCAAGGUUGGCCUUUUGGUGUAUUUUGGGGAUUUGGUGUAACAUUUUGUUAUCAGAAUGUUUAUAUACACAUUAUGCGCGGUUUUCCACGUUGCUUUUCAUUUGGAGAAGCAACAAUUAUCGUACAAGGCCUAAUGCUUUUCAUUUUGAAUUCAAUUUUGCAUAUAAUGUUUCCGGUACCGAUCAGUGGAGAAUUUAAUCAACUUAAUGCCAUUAUGAUGCAUGCCCUGUUCUUUCUCCUGAUAAGUUGCUUAAUCCUAUGCAAAUUUAGGCGUUUCCGGAAACCAGUCUCUUUUUAUAUUCUUUUAUUGGCACUAGUAAUAACUGUGACAUGCUCUCCAAUGACUAAGCCAAUACCAAUAUUUGUCGUAUGGAACUUCAUAAUGAAUGAUCCAAAUCGACUUUAUAUAAUUUUAUUCUACAUAAUACUUGUGGGACUUACUAUUAUCACUGUACGUUGGCAAUUGCGAAACACAGAGAAAGCUUCUACUAGUGUACGCAAAAUAUUUCAUUUACUAAUUUUGUUGGUUUUCGUACCUGGAUUAUUACACCAAUGUGCAUUUCUAUAUAUUGCUUCUGGAGUAGCUCUAGCUGUAUUUACAAUUCUGGAACUAAUGCGUAUUUUGGAAAUUCCACCACUGGGAAAUUCACUGAAAAAAGCUUUUGCAUCAUUCUCAGAUGAGAAAGAUUCUGGUAUACUUGCGCUAACUCCAUUUUCUUUAUUAAUUGGCUGUGCUUUACCAAUUUGGAUACAUCCCUGUCCCUGCGGUAGCAAUCCAGCGAUGGCUAAUACUGGCCUACCACUUCUACAACUCAUGUCAGGUUUAUUAGCAACUGGAGUAGGCGAUGCUGCUGCAAGUGUAAUCGGCUCAAAAUUCGGCAGAUCGAAAUGGCAUCACAAUUCACGGUCUUUUGAAGGCACAUUUGCGUUUAUUGUGUCGAUUAUGCUAUCAAUUAUUGCUUUAUAUUACGCCGACUACAUUCCAAUGACACAUCCCAAAUGGUUUAUUUCUAUAACAGCAACCAUUAUUACUGCACUAGUAGAGGCGCAUACUGAUCAGAUUGAUAACUUGGUUUUACCUUUAGUGUUCUAUACACUCAUUAGCCUUGGGCCAGAAAAUUAAAUUUACUGCAUAUGCAAAAAGGAAGGAGAGAGAAAAAUUUAGUCUUAAUACAAGUU